This is a messenger RNA of Dromaius novaehollandiae (emu), 6632 nucleotides long. RefSeq names its product PBX homeobox 1 (gene PBX1). The transcript is spliced from 9 exons. Gene Ontology annotation, molecular function: DNA-binding transcription factor activity, RNA polymerase II-specific; RNA polymerase II cis-regulatory region sequence-specific DNA binding. Gene Ontology annotation, cellular component: nucleus. Bases 495 to 1787 code for a protein of 430 amino acids. The record is from RefSeq and is a predicted model, not a curated record. Gene Ontology annotation, biological process: eye development; embryonic organ development; neuron development. Lineage: Eukaryota; Metazoa; Chordata; Aves; Casuariiformes; Dromaiidae.
CGCCCCUGCGCGGCCGCCGCGGCCCCCGCCUGCCGCCCGCCCCCCGGCCGUCCCUCCCGGCGGCAGGGCUGAGCUGCCCUGCUUUUGGAGUCGCCGCCGUUUCCCCUCCCUUCCCCGGAACCCCCCCUCCCUCUCUCCCUCCCUCCCUCCCUCCCUCCUUCAUCCCUCCCUCCCUCCCUCCUCCAGCAACCAAAGGGAUUUUUUUCCCCUUUCUUUUCUCUCUCUCUCGCUCUCCUUUUUUUUUUCUUUUUUUUUUUCCAAUUUUUCCCUCCUCCUCCUCCUCUUCCUCCCCGCCGCGGAGCUGGAAGCCAGCGUGAAGGAUAAAUAAAAAGCAAAGAGGAAGAGGCUGGGGAAGAAGGGGGGGAAGGAAAGAAGAAGAAGAAAGCGAGCGAGAAAAGAAAGCGAGCGCGGCGGCGAGCCCGAGCCCCAGCCGCGCCGCGCCGCCUCCCCGCGAGCCAGGGAAGAGGGCGGCGGAGGGCAGCCGGGCGCCGGAGAUGGACGACCAGCCGCGGCUGAUGCACACGCACAGCGGCGUGGGGAUGCCGGGCCACCCGGGCCUGUCCCAGCACAUGCAGGAUGGGCCGGGCGGGGCGGAGGGGGAGGCCGGCAGGAAGCAGGACAUCGGAGACAUCUUACAGCAGAUCAUGACCAUCACGGACCAGAGUUUGGACGAGGCGCAGGCCAGGAAACAUGCUUUAAACUGCCACAGGAUGAAGCCAGCCCUCUUUAAUGUCUUGUGUGAAAUCAAAGAAAAAACAGUGCUGAGCAUCCGGGGAGCCCAGGAAGAGGAGCCCACAGACCCCCAGCUGAUGCGGCUAGACAACAUGCUGCUGGCCGAGGGGGUGGCCGGCCCUGAGAAGGGAGGCGGCUCAGCCGCCGCUGCUGCUGCCGCCGCGGCCUCCGGCGGGGCCGGCUCCGACAACUCGGUGGAGCACUCCGACUACCGAGCCAAGCUCUCCCAGAUCCGGCAGAUCUACCACACAGAGCUGGAGAAGUACGAGCAGGCAUGCAAUGAAUUCACCACCCACGUGAUGAACCUGCUGCGUGAACAGAGCCGGACCCGACCGAUCUCGCCGAAGGAGAUAGAGCGAAUGGUGAGCAUCAUCCACCGCAAGUUCAGCUCCAUCCAGAUGCAGUUGAAGCAAAGCACGUGUGAAGCCGUCAUGAUCUUGCGCUCCCGAUUUCUGGACGCGCGGCGGAAGAGACGAAACUUCAACAAGCAGGCUACGGAAAUCCUGAAUGAGUAUUUCUAUUCCCAUCUCAGCAACCCUUACCCCAGUGAGGAAGCCAAAGAAGAGCUAGCCAAGAAAUGCGGCAUCACAGUCUCACAGGUAUCAAACUGGUUUGGAAAUAAGAGAAUCCGGUACAAGAAGAACAUAGGUAAAUUUCAAGAGGAAGCCAAUAUUUAUGCUGCCAAAACGGCUGUCACGGCUACCAAUGUGUCAGCCCAUGGAAGCCAGGCUAACUCACCCUCAACUCCCAAUUCAGCUGGUUCUUCCAGUUCUUUUAACAUGUCAAACUCUGGAGAUUUGUUCAUGAGCGUGCAGUCUCUCAAUGGGGAUUCUUACCAAGGGGCCCAGGUUGGAGCCAACGUGCAGUCACAGGUGGAUACCCUUCGCCAUGUUAUCAGCCAGACAGGAGGAUACAGUGACGGACUCGCAGCAAGUCAGAUGUAUAGUCCGCAGGGCAUCAGUGCUAAUGGAGGUUGGCAAGACGCUACUACCCCGUCGUCGGUGACCUCCCCCACAGAAGGCCCUGGCAGCGUUCACUCUGAUACCUCCAACUGAUCUCCCGGCAACUUGCAUCCCUGGCUGACCCCGGCCCCCGGCGGGGGCGGGAGGGGAGGGGGCCUCUCCGAACACCGCAGCAGUCAGACUGGAGGUGAACCCAAUCAGCACACACACGAAGACUCCUUCUCUUCUCUUCUCUUCGUCGGGAUGCUUUUUUCAGCCAAUCUGGACACUUCUUUAUACUCUCUUCCCUUUCUUUUCUGGGUAGAAGCCACUCUUCCCCGCCUCGCCGCUGCCACAACACCCCCGCCCCUCCCCACACCUUCCCACCGAAGGCUAUUUUGACAGGUAGAAGAAUUGUAAGGAGGAAAAGCAAAAAUCGCCGCCGCAAAAAAAAAAAAAAAACAAAAAAAACACACAAACCAAAAGCAGUGCACGGUCUCGUGCUGGGUUUCUUGUCGAGGAGCCAAAAACGUACCUCAGUCAAGUCUCGCUCCUUCCCUCCCGGGCAGCCCCCCUCCUCCCGUUUCUUGCACGCUACCUCGCAGUAGGAAAACGCCACAUCAGCCCUCUGUCCUGCUGCUCCCUCAUCACCGCCGGUGCUGGGAAUAGCCAGCAGACCGCCCGCCUCCCCGCGCCACAGUUGUGCCGAUGCCUCGGUGAGUUGCCCCCAGGGCAGUGCCGGUUACAGGGCAGAUGAAUGCAACCCUGCUGCACGUAGGAGAAAGAGCCAAGUUCCCCUGCUGUCGCUCCCCUUGACUUUCAAAAGGUACCAGGCCAUUCCCAGACCCGUGGAAAUAGCCAGCCCAUGCUGUCCCCGGCACUGCUCUACCGCAGAUCUCGAACACGUUGGCUUUUCUGAGCUGGAUCAGAUGUGCCGCUCACCCACGUGUGCUUUGCAGGAAAGCCCUGAGAGGGAGAAACUCCCGCAGUUGUGCCCACCGGUAUCCUUCGCUGCGAUACUGCUAGGGACGGGGAGGUGAGGAGGGAAGGAAACAAAGCAGGAGGAGGCAGGUGAGAAAUUAUCAUCACUGAUAACAAAAGCGCUGAGCGCGUCCGCAGUGUUUUACAUGAUCAAGCAUUAAGUAAUGAUUGAUGGGACCCAUGCAGUUUUCUCGCAGCACCUCGGGAGGCCAGCAGUGCAUUUUUUUCUAUCGAGGAAAGCAUCGCAUGGCAUUGGCUUGUGUUUUCGCCUACGGGGCUAUCUGCUGUAGAGCCGAGCAGGCGUCAGGGGCGUACCGGGCCAUGGAAAAGAAGGACAUGGGUUUCCCAAGUGCUGACAGGGCCCAAAGGGGUUGGGGGCCUCCUCUGGCCGUUGCAUUCCCCAAGCCAUGCCAGAGAUGCAGCAGUGCCUGGCACACGUGUGGAGGAGCAACCAUGGCAGCGCGGUCCGUAGUUAGCUCCUAGGAUUGGUAACGACGUCAGGGAAGCCAAGGUUGGAUGCCAGAGGCUGGACGCAGUCCAUGCACAGGGUGAAUGGACUGGGUGCUUUUGGUUACUGUUAAUACAGCAGGUUUGCCCAAGGGGGAAACUCUGUAAGAUGAGUGGAUGUCCCUCUUGGGGAUUUUUUUCAGAUUAAGCUGAUGGUUUCAGUCCUUGGAGUUACUAUGGGAUGUGGCAUCCAAAGUCAUGGGAGAACUCGAGUGAUCCCCUGGCCGGCCAUAGGUCCGCUUUUUGGGUGACUGGUGGUAAGUAGGGUUUCUUGCUGCCAAAACACCCCUUUAAACAGAUGAUGUGGCCUCUCUUUUAAGAGCAGGACAACAAAUUUGUCCCAUGCAAUUGGCCAAGCUUUGCCAUGAGUGAUAGGGCAGGAGGACAUUGGAGUGCAGUAGUUUUGUCUGCAAGUUCUUCCAGCAGGCAAGGAGGCCAAGCCAACCCUCCGUGUGUCCAGGGUAGGGGUUUGCAGGAUCAGGGCCCGGGUUUUGUGCAGAAUCUGUGUGUGUUUAACGGGUAUGGCGCCUUGUGAUGAGCUGUAAUACCUCUUGACCGCAUCUCGUGCUCUCCCAAGCCCAUGGCUCAUGCUCCCUUCUCCACCCUGCCUGCGCCAGCGUCUGCUUCGCCAGCCAUUUCGAGAUCAGAAUAGCACUAGCAGUGCUGAGCGGGAACCGUUCAAAAUUAAAGCUCUGCCAGAAAAAUUUCCACCCUUCCAUUGGAAAAAAUAAUGGAGAUUGGCCCGCAGCCCAGCGCCGAGUGUUUUCGGUCCCAGAAAGGUGAUGUGUUUGCAACCCUGAUACGCUGUGACCUUGCCAAGCUGGGCCAGCAGCGUUACUCACGGGAAGCGGAGGUCAAGCCUGGCUUUCUGUGGGGAAUAACCCCAGAGUGCUCCCAAGCACUUCCUUUGAAAUUUGGGAAUUUCCCCCAAUUAAGAGAAACCUCGAUUCAGUAGAUGUUUUAUCUUCGAGCUGGUGGGGCUCAGAGUAGGGCUUUGAGCACAUUUGAAAGGCAGGCUUCAAAAAUGGCAAAAACUCCCGCUUUUUGUUCACUUUUUACAUCGCUGGCAUUGAAAGACUUUGUGUCCCUCAUUCCCUGAGAAGAUGAGGGCAGGGCAGCUGGAGAGCGCGGCAUCCCAGCUCUGGGGCCACGUGGGCACCGCAUGCCAGGUGGUCCUCAGCAGGCAGACAUGGGUACGUGGAGAGUGAAAAGAGGGUCGUUUCCCACGAGGGCCACCCACGUGUGCUGCCCACCUCCUCCUCACGUGUGGUCACCGCUGCUCCCAACGCGGCCUCCUGACCGUUCCCAUCCCGUGCGCACGCCGAGGCCUCCUUCCCACGCCGCCUUGCAAGGACGCAGAGGUGAGGCCGGGCUCGCGUGUCCCGAGCAGCGGUGCCGGGGCGCUCGGCGGGACGGGGCCUGGCCCGAGCCGGGAAUGCAAUGGUACCUCUUGAAACCGAGCCCUUCGAGUGCUGAGCGCCCGAGCAUCGCGUCCCCCGGCGCCAGCGUCUCUCCGCCCUGCGGUCACUGCCCGGCCCCUGCGCCCCUGCCCUGGGCACCGUGGUGACUUCUUGAUGGUACUUUGCAAAUCACGUUUUCGGUUUCCCGUUUUUUUGUCCCUCCGGUUUGCGUUGUCAUAGCUGGCUGGUCGCUUGCCUUUUUUCUUUGCCUUUUUUUUUCUUUUCUUUUUUCGGUUGUGUUUCUCCUCCCCCUUCCCCUCCCCAAAGUGUUGUGGGUUUUUUCUUCUUCUUUUUUUUUUUGUUCUGCCCAGAAAAACCUGACUUCGAUACCAAAAAAACAAAACGAAACAAAAAAACAAAAAAAACAAACAAAAAACUGCAGAAACUCAAAAAAAAUAAAAAUGAAAAAAACACAAAAAAAACUCGAUGAUUCUUUCAGCUUUAUUAACAUUUUCCAUUGUUUCUUGCGAUUUGUGUCUCGUUCUUUGUAGUAUUGAUGAUAACGAACAUUUGAUAAUGAAUGUUCUUGUAUAUUCAGAUAAAGGAAAAAAAAAACCAAAAACGCAGUCUGAAUUUAAUAGUGUUUAUAAUAAAAAAAUAAAAAAUGACCCUCUUAGCACGCAAAAUUGAACAGGGGGAAGGUCCCAUCCCUGUUCUUUCUGUGGCAACAAGCGCUUCAUUCCUGUAUAGUUUAUAACAUCAAACUACCUACAUUCAUCUUCUUUUUUUUGUUUGUUUUUCCCAUUUUUUUUAAUUUUCUCGCAUUUGUGAAUUAGUUCAAGAAUGCUAGAAAAGUGUAGAGUUGUGCACACUCAUUUCUUAUUACACAAUGUUUAAAAAGUGACAGUAAUUCAUUUUGUAAAACUUAAAAAAAAUGGUUGGAAUAGUGAGCAUUAAUAGGUACAUUCUAACACUUUAUGUUUCUUAACGUUGAGACCCAGAAAUUUCUUUUCUUUUUUUUUUUUUUGGCAUUAUUUUGGGGGAGGGGGGCUUUGAUGAUGAUGGUGAUGAUGAUGACAGAUUUCUUUUCACCUGUCCGAGACAAGGGCCUUGCAGCUUCCUCUCCCCUCUGCUUUUGAGGUGUGUUCGAAGUGAUGUGAAAAGUUACGUUGGCUUUUUUUGGCUGUUUCUCCUGGUUUCUCCUGCCUCCGUGGGGACCCGGCCCCGGAAGAUUCGUCGGUGGCUGCUCUGGGGCCGGGGGGGAGCCGGCGCCUCCAGAGCGGCCGAGGGGCUUUAGGGGGGAGCCGGGUCCUGAGCCUGCGGUCCCGGUGCCUCGGGCCGGGGGGAUGCUCGGAUGCUGAAGGGGGCUGAUGGCACGAGUGCUCCCCGAAUCCCUUGGGCUCUGCCCCAAACCCUGGCCAAGCGGCUGCCCCGAGUUUCCCCGCUGAAGCAGGGCGUCCGGCCCCGAAACGAGGGGAGCACCGCGAGCCCGAAGCGUGCCCCGAGCCGCGGGACGGGAUCUGGCCAGCGCCGUGCUGCCCGCGGCCCCCACGCCCAGGCACACGGCCGAGACGCCCCCGCUGCCUCCGGAAAGCUGCAUGGCGGGGCGCGAGGAGAAGCGCUGAGAAAGGAGCUGAGUGGGAUCAUUUUAUUUUUUUAACCAUAUUUUCCCUUCCCCCCCCCCCAAAAAACAACUUUUCACAUCACUAAUCAGUUUAGGGUUUGGGGUGUUAUUUUUAAUCCCAAGGCUACCUGGAGUCCUUUUGUUUUCAUACACCUUUAUUAUUAUUAUUAUUAUUAUUAUUAUUAUUGUUAAAACAAUGUAAAUCAGACGUUGCCUGGGGGGUUGGUUUUGUUGGUUUGCUUUUUUGUUCUUGCAAAUCCCUUGUAAAGAUGAUCCAGUUGUUCUGAGUUGCUUUUUCUUUUCUCUUCCCCCCCCCCCCUUUUUUUUCUCUUCCUAUUGGAUUCCAAAUAUUAAAAAAAAAAAAAAUCCCUAAAAAAAGACUCUCUGUUCUGACCUGGUUUUGAAACUUUAAGCUUUUCUGCUUCUGUAAAGAAAAAAAAAAGGCCU